Orycteropus afer afer is the source of this 1224-nucleotide messenger RNA. It is a transcript of the gene ARRDC2, whose product is annotated as arrestin domain containing 2. The record is from RefSeq and is a predicted model, not a curated record. Gene Ontology annotation, biological process: protein transport. The transcript has 8 exons. NCBI's taxonomy places the organism in Eukaryota, Metazoa, Chordata, Mammalia, Tubulidentata, Orycteropodidae. Gene Ontology annotation, cellular component: cytoplasm; plasma membrane. The coding region runs from base 1 to 1224 and encodes 407 amino acids.
AUGCUGUUCGACAAGGUGAAGGUGUUCCUGGUGCAGCUGGACGAGGCGAGCGCAGGCGCGGAGCCCGUGUUCAGCGGAGGCCAAACCGUGGCGGGCCGGGUGUUACUGGAGCUGUCGGGCGCGGUGCGCGUGGGCGCCCUGAGGCUGCGUGCUAGGGGCCGCGCUCACGUACACUGGACUGAGUCGCGCAGCGCGGGCUCGAGCACCGCGUACACGCAGAGUUACAGCGAGCGCGUGGAGGUGGUGAAUCACCGCGCCACGCUCCUCGCUGCAGACACCGGAGAGACCACGACUCUGCCUCCCGGGCGCCAUGAGUUCCCGUUCAGCUUCCAGCUGCCCCCGACCCUGGUGACAUCCUUUGAAGGUAGACACGGCAGCGUCCGCUACAGCAUCAAGGCAACCUUACACCGGCCCUGGGCUCCCGCUCGGCGGGCAAGGAAGGUGUUUAUUGUCAUUGAACCCGUGGAUAUCAACACUCCGGCCCUGCUGGCACCCCAGGCAGGCGCACGGGAGAAGGUCGCCCGGGCCUGGUGCUGUAACCGCGGCCUUGUCUCCGUCUCAGCUAAGAUCGACCGAAAGGGCUACACGCCAGGUGAGGUGAUCCCCGUCUUUGCUGAGAUCGACAACGGCACCACACGCCCUGUGCUGCCACGGGCAGCUUUGGUCCAGACGCAGACCUUUGUGGCACGAGGCGCCCGCAAGCAGAAGCGGGCUGUGGUGGCCAGCCUGGUGGGUGAGCCUGUGGGCCCUGGGCGGCGGACUCUGUGGCAGGGCCGGGCACUUCGGAUCCCACCCGUGGGCCCCUCCAUCCUGCGUUGCCGGGUGCUGCACGUCGAUUACGCCCUCAAGGUCUGUGUGGACAUCCCAGGCACGUCCAAGCUGCUCCUGGAGCUGCCGCUGGUCAUCGGCACUGUGCCUCUGCACCCUUUCGGCAGCCGCUCCUCCAGCGUGGGUAGCCAUGCCAGCUUCCUGCUGGACUGGGGGCUGGGCGCUCUGCCAGAACAGCCUGAGGCUCCGCCUGAGUACUCAGAGGUGGUAGCAGAUGAGGAGGUGGCUGCUGCGGGGGAGAACCUCUUCCCGCUGCGGCCCGACCUCGACCUAGGCCUUGAGGGCCCCUUCUUCACCUACAUCCAGGAGUUCCGCUACCGCCCACCACCCCUGUACUCUGAGGAGGACCCUAACCCGCCCCCAGAGGCCAUCAGACCCCGCUGCAUGACCUGCUGA